Molecule: messenger RNA, 702 nt
Organism: Oldenlandia corymbosa var. corymbosa
Lineage: Eukaryota; Viridiplantae; Streptophyta; Magnoliopsida; Gentianales; Rubiaceae
Source: the annotation of a GenBank genome assembly
AUGGUGAAUCGCUGUUUCAAGUCCAUUAUCUUAGGAGGAGAAAAGCUUUAUAAGCUAAGGAGGAAGUUAGGCAUCGUUGAAUAUUGGGUUUACUUCUCAUGUAAUAGUGCGGAAUGGGAGGCCUUUGAUACAGUUGGGCGUAAAUAUAGGGGUUUACCACCCAAUUCAGCUAGUGAAUGCUUCAAGUGCUGUGACAUGGAGUCGCUAGCUGUGGCUACCGAACUUCUCGUCUUCGGUAGGGAUGUCCAAUCACUUAGUGUUUACAAGUAUAGUGUAGUAACGGACUCAUGGGUAGAAGGAGUGACUCCAAACACCCCAAGUGUGGUUAUGGACGAGAAAUUUUAUGCAAUCGAGGGGAUUGGGCUUGGGAAGAAAGGUAUAGACGGUGAAGUUGGUAACCCGAAAGUGCUUACAUCCGGCGAGGUAUUUGAUAUGAAGACCAAUGUUUGUGUGGAAAUUCCGAACAAGCUUCCUGGACACAUUGUAGCGGGAGUUGAUGAAUAUGCUCUUGCAGCCACGACGUCGCCUCCUUUACUUGCUGUUGUGAAGAAUGAUUUGUACGUAAAAAAUCACGACGAAAUGCUUUUGAAGAAAUACAACAAGAGCCUGAAUAUUUGGACGACAAUCGGUAGAUUAUCGGAAAAGGCCUCCUCGACAAAUGGUUGGGGAUUACCGUUUAGAGGUUGGGUGAUUUACUCAUAG